Pezoporus occidentalis (night parrot) is the source of this 804-nucleotide messenger RNA. RefSeq names its product S100 calcium binding protein A16 (gene S100A16). Lineage: Eukaryota; Metazoa; Chordata; Aves; Psittaciformes; Psittacidae. Bases 245 to 565 code for a protein of 106 amino acids. The record is from RefSeq and is a predicted model, not a curated record. Gene Ontology annotation, molecular function: calcium-dependent protein binding; calcium ion binding. Gene Ontology annotation, cellular component: nucleus; perinuclear region of cytoplasm. The transcript is spliced from 3 exons.
GCAUCCUGGGCAGGAUGCGGCCGCCGGACCCCGUGACGAGGCCCAUCCUGUUGGGUCCAUCCAUAGGAACGAGCUCGGAACCCACCGGGAAGAGAGAAAGGGGACCCGGGACAUCGAGCAGAGAGGCAGGAUUGGAGCCGGGCUAUGGGGCUGCUGUUGGCUGGGGGGGCUCGGGCAGAUCCAGACCUGCCCUGGGCAGGGUGUUCCCGGUGCGGUGAAGCAAGAGGAGGGCUGGCCGGCAUCCAUGGCCGAGUGCACGGAGCUGGAAUGGGCCGUCCAGGUCCUGGUGAACAACUUUGACAAGUACUCGAGCCGCCGCUGCUGCUGCAAGAAGCCGCGGCGCAUCAGCAAGAAGGACUUCCGCAAGAUGCUGAGCUGCGAGCUCAACCACAUGCUCACGGACACUGGGAAUCGCCGGGCGGCCGAUAAACUCAUCUGCGACCUGGAUGAGAACAAGGACGGGCGCAUCAGCUUCGAGGAGUACUGGACCUUGAUAGGCGGCAUCGCCAGCCCCAUCGCCCAGAUCAUCCGCCAGCAGGAGCAGAGCGUCAAGCACACCAAGUAGCGGCUCCAGCCGAGCCUCCGGCAUCACCUCCCGCUCCUCCAUAGCUCCCUGCUUCUCCCCCCAAUCCCAUUGCUAAGCCCUGCCCCGAGCCCCAGCUCGCCCCGGGGCACCCUGGUCUCCCAGAGCCACGCCAGGGUGUGAUGGGGUGGGAAGACCCUAAGGGUGGGAGUUGGGGGGGUGCGAGGCCAUGGCAGCCUCCGGGGGCCCUGGGCCGUGCUAUCCCUGCCUUCAUCCUCACC